GGUUAGUGACAUCCGAACGGUCAACGGACUAGGUUCAACUCUGACAAGCGUGUUCGAUGUGUUUGCGUUCCUAAAUAAUAAUAAUAAUUCGUCCACAGCGYGGAAUAACAGUACCGCAUAUAGGUACCUACACACAUCGCGACCGGCUGAGCAUUCUGCGCAAACCUCAACAGACACGUCGUCACUAACAGAGCCGAUAACGACAACRGCGCAACAGGUGCGAUGGAGACGAGCCACGGCCGAACGAUGCGCUCGUUGGCUGUACUGAUGUUCGUGGUGGCAUCGGCCACGUGUCAGCAGACCAUGUCAUUUCCAGACGGCGAAGGCAGUGGCGGCGUCGGCGUCGCGGACAACGCGACGACGUCGAGCGCCGGCCCCGGGAACAGAAGUGGCAAGAACCUGUUCAACUGGUUGGGCAGUUUCUCGGACGAGGGCGCUGACCCAUACCUUUCGUCGGCCAACGGCGCGUGUCUGCAGGGUGACAUGGCCGAGUGUUUUAAGGCCCGCGCCCUGUCUGGCCUGGGUGACUUUUUCGUCCGGGACUCGUACCGGCUCAACGAGAACGUGCGGGUGGUACGCCUGCGGGACGACGACGACGACGGCGGCCGCCACGCGUCUAGGGCGUUCGAGUUCUCGACGGAACAGCGGCCCGAGGACACGGAAUGGGACAAGCUGGUGAAGUUCGCCACGCGCAAAGCCGAACGGUUCCUGCGAUCGGCCGCAGUUGAGGUGCACGUUCCCGACGAGCUGACGGAUGGUGGUCGGUACUCGCCCAGAUUCAUCGACGAGAUAUCCUCCGAACURGACACGCUCGAAGACAAGAAGGCCAGCAUCAUAACCAAGAAGAAGGUGAAAAAGCUGUUGAUUCCCCUGCUGAUCGUGCUCAAGCUGUUCAAGUUGAAGCUUCUGCUUUUYCUCCCGCUCAUCCUGGGUCUGGCAUCGUUCAAAAAGGUACUCGGGUUCCUGGCACUGGUCGUUCCAGGUCUCAUCGGGUUCUUCAAACUGUGCAAGCCUGACCUCCAGCACAACUACGGCACGUUCGGGCACAGCAGCUACUAUCACAGGCCGUCCAAUGGCGGUGGACCUCUGCCCCUGCAGUCCGGGCCCGUGUACUCGCCGUACCGCGAACACCAGGAACCGCAGUACCACCGCGAACACUUGGAACAACCGCAGUACCACCGCGAACAUCCGGUAGACCCUCAACAAUAUCUGUACGAGUCAGCCGACGCGCAACCGUACAACAGCCGACCGGCCCGGAACCAGCAGGACGCCAAGGUACCGUCUUCCGGUUCGGUAGCGUUCAAGGAUGAGGCCAACGACAUGGCGUACAACGGUUACAACAGACAACAGCGGCGAUAAUUACUGUGAUGUACAUAGCUAUACCACAGCGGAAACCGCCUCGAUGAUCGCAGGAUAUCCGCAUGUACAUAGAUCACUUGAUACCCAAAAAUACCGUCACUGUCGCUCCCUCUAUCCGUGCCUCGCGGCGACUCGUAUGUCUGUGCUCAUUUGUUUUGUACACGCAAGUCUACAAUACUCUCCUCCGCCGCAGUGUACUAAUAUAAUAUUAUACAUUGCACAAUGCUUCUAAAUCGUGAUUUUUACAAUAUUUCCCACUGGCCAAUUCGAUUUGUCGGGAAAUUUCAUAUUCACAACUAUAUAUUUUUUUAUCCUGUACACCGGCACAGGCGAGUCUUGUCGAUUUGCGUCGAGACGUGUCAUAACAAGUCGUGCGCGAUUUCAAAACGCCAAUACUUAAACGCGUAGUUCCUCGUAAUCGCUACGACACAAAGAUAUUUCACUGUUUGCUUUGACAGUCGUGGUAUAUGAUAUUCACAAUUAUUAAGACCUAAUUAUAAUUAUGAUUAUAAACCUUAAUUUUAUUAUUWUUUUUUUUAUAUACACAUUUUUGUGCAGUGUGACAAAAGCGGGUGAUAUUUUAUAUAUAAUUUAAUUCAAUUUUGUAUUUUAUUGUAAAUAUAUAUAUUUCUUAGUUGUAAUCGUAUG
This is a messenger RNA of Diuraphis noxia (Russian wheat aphid), 2007 nucleotides long. RefSeq names its product DUF1676 domain-containing protein Osi2 (gene Osi2). NCBI's taxonomy places the organism in Eukaryota, Metazoa, Arthropoda, Insecta, Hemiptera, Aphididae. Gene Ontology annotation, cellular component: membrane. The record is from RefSeq and is a predicted model, not a curated record.